This is a messenger RNA of Gymnodraco acuticeps, 777 nucleotides long. RefSeq names its product complement C1q-like protein 2. The record is from RefSeq and is a predicted model, not a curated record. The transcript is spliced from 7 exons. NCBI's taxonomy places the organism in Eukaryota, Metazoa, Chordata, Actinopteri, Perciformes, Bathydraconidae. Gene Ontology annotation, molecular function: protein binding. The coding region runs from base 102 to 710 and encodes 202 amino acids.
ACGUGUGGUUGUUUGUCAGAUAAUGAGCUGCUUUUUGCAUUGCAGAUCUCCUGGCUCGAGUCACAGCAAGUGAGAAUAAGAGCACAGCUUUAGAGGCCAGGAUGAGCUCCAGUGAAAAGCAGGUGGAGGAGCUCCAGAGAGAGAACGCAGAUCUUCUGGCUCGAGUCACAGCAAGGGAGAAGAAGAGCACAGAUCUCCUGGAUAGAGCAACAGCAAAUGAGAAGAGGAGCACAGCUCUAGAGGGCAGAAUGAGCUCCAGUGAAAAGGAGGUGGAGGAGCUCCAGAGGGAGAACGCAGACCGUCCUCAGGUGGCGUUCUCAGCCGGUCUCACUGAUUCAGGAUCAGUCGGACCCUUCAAGACUGAUAUCACACUGAAGUUCAGUAAAGUCUUCACCAAUAUCGGCCAGGCCUACAGCCCAACUACAGGUAUCUUCACAGCCCCCGUCAGAGGAGUCUACUACUUCAGGUUCAACAUGUGGGAGAGCCGCAGAUCAACUUAUACCUCUGUUGUAUUAUAUCACAACAACCAGCGAAAGAUGAGGCUUUCAGAUUACAUUGAUCGAUCUGGCGUGGUCUCUGCGUCUAACGCGAUGGUUCUUCAGCUGGAGAAGGGAGAUGUUGUCUACAUCGUUCUGCCCUCCAACUACGGCGUUCGGGAUGAUUCGCAUAAUCGCAUCAUUUUCAGUGGAUUUCUACUCUUUCCUCAGUGAAGCCCACUGUAAAACACCCACUGCAUUACGUUUCAACAUUACAUAUUAAUAAAAAAGUGUGUUGACU